Molecule: messenger RNA, 351 nt
Organism: Protopolystoma xenopodis
Lineage: Eukaryota; Metazoa; Platyhelminthes; Monogenea; Polystomatidea; Polystomatidae
Source: the annotation of a GenBank genome assembly
AUGGCCACCUUCGCGGAUAAGAUUGUGAAAGACUUCGUGUUCGUCGGUGGGACAAACUACCAGAACAAUUUUCUGGCUGAGGACUUUGCCGAUCGGAUGAGUUCUACAUACACCUCGGCUAUUCUCUUGGCCAUCUGCGCCGUCCACAUAACACGAGUUUACUUCUUCAGCUCCAUAGACUGUCUGCUGCCAUCUUCGGCCACGCCGGAGGCCGCCUAUAGAGCCUAUUCCGACAACAUCUGCUGGGCGAUAGGAACUGUGCCGGUACUGGCAAACGAGUCUUUACCGAGAACUAAGGAAGACUGGGAGGAGCUGUACAACAAACGGGGAAUCGGUAGGCAUCUGGUUUAG